AUGCUGAUUAGCCCAGGGUUGGGUAGGGGCGGGGGAGAGGUUUCUCGGACCCGGCUUUCAGGGGUUAGUUUGGAGCGGACGGUUUCAGGCGGUGCGGCCGGAGGCGCUCACACGGGAGAAGCAGAGUGGAGAGAGUUUAGCAGGAUGACUUCGACCAGUACUUUCCAGGGCUUGGAGGACCGACCCAACUCCAGCAGGGUGCUUAAACCACCCGGUGGUGGUUCUAGUAACAUAUUUGGUGUUCCUGAAGAACCACCCAGCAAACCUCACAAGAUGGCAUCUAAUAUUUUUGGACCACCAGAAGAAAUCUCAUUGCCAAAAAGAUCCAAUCCUCCAGGUGGAAAAGACAGUGGGAUUUUCAGUGAAGCCAAUCCUGUUCCUUCACAGCAAAGUGCCAUUCCAGCCAGUGGGAAAAGUACUGACAUCUUUGGGGGACCAGCUCCUUCAACUGCAGUCCGUGCUCAUCCAAAUAAACCAAAGGACACCAACAUAUUCUCAGGGUAUGAUGAUGAAAAUGAUGAAGUGAAAGCUGCAGAACAAGGAGAACAGAGUGAAGAAAAAGAUGAAGAGAAGCAAAUGAAAGAAAAGCCAAAAGAACCUACAGUGGAUGAUCAUGAACCUCGUCUUGGUCCACGCCCACGAUCCCAUAACAAGGUCACUCAACCUCCUGGUGGAAGAUCCACAUUUUCAUUGUUCUAAGGAUUCUCCCUGACCUGUGAUUUCCAAAACUCUGUUUGGAACAGGAAGUCAAUUUGUGCCUAGAAUGUUUGCUGAACAGCAUUUGACUUGCAUUGCAUUUUCUUGUCCUUGCUCUUUGAAAGAAAAGUAUAUUUUUUAUUUUUAAAAGCAGCUUUUCAUUUCAAUCAGAAUUUUCUGGCCUAAUGUUUUUGAAGUAUUCUAAAACUUAAAUUUGUACCUUCUGCAAAUGUGGAAAUAAUUUGUUUGAAUGUAGUAUAAAACUUGCAUUGUGCAGAGAAACAAAGCCAUGUCAGUUUGUUCAAGUUUGAUCAUUAAUUAUCUUGAACCUUAAUGUUAUACAUGAACCUUAAUGUUAUACAUGUUGAGUGUUCUUAAACUGCCUGAUUCUUCUAAAGGCUACAUUUAUUUCCUGUGAUCUAGGAUUAAAAUUUAUUGGGUUCCACAAUUGAUUACGUAACUCCCUGAUCAAAUGCAUUCUUUGCAUGGAUAUAUGAUCAUGUAACAAUAGGUCUUUGUUCACCAAGAAUGCAUGGUUGUGUAAAAUCUGCAUUGUAUCUAUUCAAAAGAUUCAUUGACAUGAUUAACAUUAUGAACAACUUGGUUUGUCCCCAAUCUGUUACAAACAUUAUUUAAACACCUCUGCAAGUGGUACACUUAGACUGAAAGGCAAUUUAGUUGUGAAAUAUUUAUUUUCCUGAAACACUGGGCAAAAUCUUCCUUGUAUGCUUGGCCAAAGCCAUUUUAUAAACUGGUUUCUUUUUGUUAAAGUAUUUAUAAUUAGACAGGAGAUUGUAAAACUAUGACUAUCAUGUCUAUACAGAUAGGUUAAUAUUGUGCUAAAAGAUUGUUCUAUUUGAUCCUAUAAUAGUUUUUCUAAAUGCAGUCUUGAUGGUACAAAUUUGUUCAAUAAGGUGUAGUUUUAUCUUGAUUUCAUCCAAUACUCAAUUUUCUCAUAGUUUCAAGGUACCCUUCUAUUAGUGCCAUGGACUUCAGCUACUACUGCAGAGUUUGGAGUACUUUAAUCCACUUUUGUCUAUUUCAGGUUGUGUGCUGAUGGUAUGUCAGUUAUUGCUAAUGAGAGAAGAGUUUUUUUGUGCUUUUUUUAAUGCAACCAUCUGUAAGAUGCAGAUAACUGGAUGACAAUAGGCAGAAAUAAGAUUUACCUCAAUAAAAAUUGUAUUUUUCUUUUUGGUGUUUGUAAAUCUGAUUCUCAAUUUGUAGUUUUUGAAGUGGAAAGAUGUCCCCCUGCUGCAGAUGAUGUUCAUCUUGAGAGUAAAUUUGUAAUGCUGAUUUCCACUCCUCAGUCUGCACUGGUGCCCAG
Molecule: messenger RNA, 2020 nt
Organism: Pristis pectinata (smalltooth sawfish)
Lineage: Eukaryota; Metazoa; Chordata; Chondrichthyes; Rhinopristiformes; Pristidae
Gene: jpt2
Product: Jupiter microtubule associated homolog 2
Exons: 5
Coding region: 1-699 (232 amino acids)
Cellular component (GO): nucleus
Source: RefSeq, a predicted model, not a curated record